CUCGGUGUCGGUAGAAGGCGGCGAGCCUCGUUAGCAACCGUUUACCGCUCACACAGUCAGAUGUAACCGGACUGGACUGCCGAGUGCUGCCGCUGUGCCAAACAUGGAUUCGUGACAAGUUUGGCUGGAUUGCCAUUACCUCCCCCCCCCCAUCAUCCUCUGCUUGUGCUGCUUUUGACCCGCGAAUGUUAUGAGACUCCAUGAUGCUGGAGGAGGAUAAGCGCAAACCCCCUGUUGACAAUAUGGACUCCAAAAGGCACUCUGCUGAAAGGUGACCUCCAGACACUUCACCUCCCCCAAAAUAUUUGAAUAUGCCAGGACAUAAAAAUGAGCUCCAACAGCACAGACCCUGGUCUCUUCCUCACUGCAAACCCCUCACCACCAGUGGCUGGAACGUACCCACAGUCAAAUGCUCUAUACCAAGGAGAAACAGGAGGAGACCCCUGGUUUUUUCCUGUAAACACCCUGGAUGAUAAUUCAUCUUCCACAAGCAAACUGCUAAACCUCACUUUAGAAUCCCAAAAUGGGAACAGAACUGCGGCUCUCAGUUCCGCGGGUGGCCACCCCGUGUGGCAGGUUGUCCUCAUUGUCCUGCUCACGGGAAUGUUGUCUCUUGUCACCAUCAUCGGCAACGUCCUGGUAGUGGUGUCUUUCAAGGUGAAUCGCCAGCUGAAGACAGUAAAUAACUACUUCCUGCUGAGCUUGGCGGUGGCUGACCUCAUCAUUGGGGUCAUUUCCAUGAACCUCUACACAACUUAUCUCGUGAUGGGCUACUGGGCCAUGGGCAACUGGGCCUGCGACCUGUGGUUGGCUAUAGACUACGUAGCCAGCAACGCGUCAGUUAUGAACUUACUGGUCAUUAGCUUUGACCGUUACUUUUCAAUCACCAGGCCGUUGACUUACCGGGCCAAACGGACCACAAAGCGAGCUGGGAUCAUGAUUGGCCUCGCCUGGUUUGUGUCUCUUGUCCUGUGGGCGCCAGCCAUCCUGCUGUGGCAAUUUUUUGAGGGCGAAAGGACAGUACCCUCAGAUCAAUGUUACAUUCAGUUCUUCUCAGAGCCCACAAUCACCUUCUGCACAGCCAUAGCAGCUUUCUAUCUUCCAGUGACAAUAAUGAGUGUUCUCUACUGGCGCAUUUACAAGGAGACCCAGAAUCGCUCUAAAGAGUUAGCUGGAUUGCAGGGUUCGGGGGCUCGUGGUGGAAAUGGAGGAAGAAAUGCGAACGGCGGGGGUGAGAGGACCCGGUUUGUCCAUCAGACAGGAAGUUCUAGAAGUUGCAACAGCUACGAGCUAACUAGGUUGUCCAGGAGGAGGAGCACGUGUCGAGAACUAGUCAGCCGCUUCCAUUGCUGGCCUGCGGUUCGUUCUUGGAGACCUGGUAGUUCACGGCAAGGCGACGGUGAUCCAGAUCAGAGCAGCAGUGACAGCUGGAACAACAAUGACGCUGCAGCCUCACUGGACCACUCUGGGUCCUCAGAGGAUGAGGACUGCGGGGGCAGAGAGAUGAUUUCCCAGAGUCAUGCUAUUUUCUCGAUUGUUCUCAGCAUCCCUGGUAUAAAGGCCGCCGUCAACUCCCAGCUCACCUCCUGCGAAGACCUGGAUGCAGCCUCAGAGGAGGAUCCGCUCAAGGGAGCAGAGUAUAAUCGAGACAGUGUUUCGACAGUCGACGCCAACACCAUUGCCACCACUACUCCCGAUGGAGAAAACAAUUCUGAAAAUAGCUACCACCAACGCUUCUCCUCACGAAAGAUGCAGUCCAUGCCAAGAAUCCAGGCUACGUCCAACCAAGGCUCUCUGGGUGGAUCCCAGACAAGUGCUACCACUGCCACCGACGGUACCACCACCAGCACAAGCACCAAAUCCCCCUCUGUCCCGAUGUCCUUUAAAGAGGCGGCUCUCGCAAAGCGCUUCGCAGCUCGAGCUCGGACCCAGAUAACCAAGAGGAAGCGCAUGUCCUUAGUGAAGGAGAAGAAGGCAGCUCAAACUCUCAGUGCCAUCCUCUUUGCUUUCAUCAUCACAUGGACACCUUACAACAUCAUGGUGCUAAUCAACGCCUUCUGCAAUGUCUGCAUCCCAGAGACGCUGUGGGCAGUCGGUUACUGGCUGUGCUACGUCAACAGCACGGUCAACCCCAUGUGCUACGCCUUGUGCAACAAGACUUUCCGUACGACAUUUAAGAUGAUACUGUUGUGUCGCUGGGACCAGAAGAAAAGGAGGAAGCAGCAGUUCCAGGAGAGGCAUUCAGUGGUCUUCCACCGGAGGAUUCCCAGGGAAUCUACGUAAAGAACGGGACGUCAGAAUGGAUGAGGAAAAGAGAUUUGAAAAGGUUUAACACAGGACAAGGAAAAGAAAGAAGCAUCCAUGUAGAUUUGUUUCUGUGGAGUUUCUUUACUUAAUGAUCCUUAAUGUGUUUCCCUGCUGGCUUUGUCAAAUGCAGCAGUCAGUCGUACUGUACGUGGUGGUCUUCAGGUGUCUGUCUGUGUCGGUUCAUCUGUUUAGCGGAGCUGUUGUUUAUGUGUGAAGGGUUGCGCGAGGUGAGAUCCUGAGAUGAAACCCUCCCGCCUGUACCCCGGAGAACCGUUUCACAUUAAUCCAGCUGAGAGAAAGUGAAUGGGAGUGGAAAUAAUAGAAAAGGGCUUUAAAAUGCAUUGCAGGAGAAUUACUGAAGUGCAGUCGACACAAGGGAACAGAAAAUCUUUGUCACAGGAUUUGGGAUUCACAUUUCUUGUCACUUCUCUCUGUGGGUAGCUAAACCUGUAAUGUGGUUUUGCAUUUUAAACAAAACUAUGUAUGUGUAACGUGUCACUGAGAGCCAAGACAAAAUGACUUUGUGUUCAUAGGCGUUGACAUUGUACUGAUUUGAUCUGCCAGCCUCUUCGCUGGCAGUUUUUUCGUUUUUAUUUUAUUUUUGAAUCAAUGUUCAAUGCCUUUCUACAUCAAUAUAGCUUUCAUGUCUUAUGGAGUAUAACGAGUUCUUGAACUGUGUCCUUACUUUUUCGUCGGCAAAAAAUUGUUAUUUUUGUGAUAUUCAUCUUUGAUUUUCCUCAAUAUUCCGGAAAUUUUGAGCCAGUCUGAAAAAUGAUUCUUCUGAUGAACUGAGUUGUGAAUAUUCCGUGUGGCACUGAAGUCAGUGGACCGCAGUUGUGUUCAAUGUGAUUGUUGUGGUUUUUAUGGUGGACACAAUAAGUGCAUUGGUUGUGUUUUAUGUACUUGCAGUUUUAUGUCAAGAGUAUUGAUUAUACAAAAAUGAUAUUCUGUUUGUGUACAUUUGGAUAUUUCUGACUUGAUACACAUUGAAUGGUUGCACACACUAAGAUGUCCAUGUAUGAAGAUGUGUGUUUUUGACUCAACACCAUGAAGCUCUUUGAAAAAGGCCACUCAUCCUUCAUAUCGUAGAGAAAUGGCACCCUCUAGUGGCAAAAGAAAGACCUGUUUUCCAGGAAACAGUUGGUCCAACUCUCGCAAUGCCAAUGUGACAAGAAUGCUUUUUUUUUAUGAUUGUGCAGCUGUUAUGCAUUAUUUUAAGAUGUUUGCGUUCAUGAGUAAGCUUGCAGUUAUCAAAUUUUAGAUUUUUAAAUAUAUAUUUGGGAUAUUUAACAGAAUGGCCACAGGCUUUGAAGGUAUAGGUUUUAUCUUUAUGUCAUUAUUUGUUUUUGGUUUCAUAGCGGUGACGUAUUUCUUCUUUAAAAUAAAACACUCAGUCAUUGAUUUGUAAAUACAAUGGAUAGCGGUUGUGGUCGACAUUACAUCAUGGGCAAACGCCAACAAAAAGCAACAUAAAGAGGCCAGCUAAGAUGAGAAUUAUAUUUUAUUUACAAUACACAUUAUGUUAUUCCUAUUUUAAAAGGGUUUUCUGUUGUUGUUUUGUUUAUUUUCAAUGUAUUAGAUGAACUUUAUCAUUAAAGGUGGCAAAGUGAUUAAAUCGGAUUAUCUUGGAUACAAUGGUUACACAGUGGUGGUUAUAGAAGAUGUUAAAAAACAAACCCCCCCCCAUGCCCUGUCAACAGUGGAUAUUACAUCUGCUUAGUGGACAGUGUGCUCCAGUGUCAUAAUGCACUCGUCAUCAAAGGAUAAGAGAUUUUUGUACUGAAGCAUUUGGAAUGUUAUGGGAAUGUAAAAAUACCAUAAUGGUGAACACAAACAUUUUGUUACAUUUCAAGUACGCUGACCGUA
This is a messenger RNA of Solea senegalensis (Senegalese sole), 4173 nucleotides long. It is a transcript of the gene chrm3a, whose product is annotated as cholinergic receptor, muscarinic 3a. The transcript is spliced from 3 exons. The record is from RefSeq and is a predicted model, not a curated record. Gene Ontology annotation, molecular function: G protein-coupled acetylcholine receptor activity; G protein-coupled serotonin receptor activity. The coding region runs from base 328 to 2283 and encodes 651 amino acids. Gene Ontology annotation, biological process: regulation of vascular associated smooth muscle contraction; chemical synaptic transmission; adenylate cyclase-inhibiting G protein-coupled acetylcholine receptor signaling pathway. Gene Ontology annotation, cellular component: dendrite; synapse; plasma membrane. Lineage: Eukaryota; Metazoa; Chordata; Actinopteri; Pleuronectiformes; Soleidae.